Messenger RNA from Purpureocillium lilacinum, 3351 nucleotides. RefSeq lists its product as uncharacterized. Gene Ontology annotation, biological process: intracellular sterol transport. The record is from RefSeq and is a predicted model, not a curated record. Gene Ontology annotation, molecular function: sterol binding; sterol transfer activity. Lineage: Eukaryota; Fungi; Ascomycota; Sordariomycetes; Hypocreales; Ophiocordycipitaceae. Gene Ontology annotation, cellular component: endoplasmic reticulum-plasma membrane contact site; mitochondrion; endoplasmic reticulum membrane.
AUGGACGCCAGCGGUGUGAGCAAUGGCCUGGACAAGCUGCUGCCAAAGUCUAUUUCGGCCAGGCGCAGGCGCAGGAGACAGAAGCGGGCGGAGGGUUCGGCCGUCGACGAUGACACGGCCAGCCGUCGCUUCGCCGACAGCGACGACACCAACUCUACCAGCAUGCUUGACGACGACGAUGACGACGGCCGAAGCUUUGCAUCCCGCAACUCGAGCGCUGCCGACUUGGAGCCGCAGCCAGCCACGCCAGAAGGAGCUCCGCGACCCGCAGCGACCUCUCCACCAGCUCGGCCGACUACGAUUUCCGCGCACCCAUCGCUCAUCGGCUACUUGACUACGUCCUCUCCCGUCGUGCAGGCGACACACCUCGAUUCCAAUAAUCACUUCCAGCCUGCGCCUUCGUCACAAGGUGGUCGUGCCGGCAGCGACACGACUUCGUCACCCGCCGCAGUGGAGCGAGACACGACAGCGCCCCCCAUCGUCAUCGAGCCUCCUGCCGCGGUCAAAGUAUCAUCCGCUGACCGCCGCUCGAGGCAACCACCAUCGCUCGAGACGAAGCCUCCUCGCACGCCGCCAACAUCAGACAAGGCUGCUCCCGUUAUUGUCAAUACGCCCCCGACUCCGACCGAGAGUGGCGAUUCCGUUCGCGGGUCCUCACCGGAGACAAGGUCGGCGCGGAAUGGUGGUGGUUUCCGGGUGAGCUUGGAUGGCAGCAGUCCAUCAUUGCAAAGCAUGAGCGCGCACCGCAGGGCCAGGUCCGGAUCUGCGGUUAUCGCGCCGAGCAAGCUUUCCAACAUCACCACAGCUCCCCUCACUCCCACCGAUGAGAGCGGCGAGCCGACACCGAGUGCGACCGGCUUCUUCUCAUCCGUGCUGACCGCGGCACAAAACGCAGCCACCACAUUCAGCAACACCAUACCUGGCACUGGAAUCACCAUCGGUAGCAAUAAGAGCAGAACUAGCCUUCCCAGAUCCCAAGGCUCUUCCGUGACCAGCCAAGCCGAACCUGAGGCCGAUCGCGAGCCGGAACCCCGCAUUGACCACACAAUGGACCGCAAGGAAUCCGCCAUUCGGACGCUUGGCAGCGGCGACUUGAGCCUGAGCCAGCUGGGGAUCGCGGAGCCUUCGAGCUCUAUCGCCUCUCCGGCCAGCGCCAAGUUCUCGGACGCAGCUGACACAAGAUUUCGAUCUGAAUCGGCGCCUGUUGAUCCGCAAGCACGGCUCGCCGAGGCACUUCCCGAGGGCCCGGCGAGCCGCCCCCGGUCACUGGCGGAAGCUACAACGAGCGGCGACCAGACUCCGCCGCAAAUGGAUCUUGCAGAGAACAAGGCUCACGUACAACGAACAUCAAGCAUACGAAGCGCCAUCAAACCACAUAGAAAGCGAGGAAGCUCUGUCACGACAGGUGGGACUGGCACGACCGCCGCUGCUGCCGUCGGCGCGAGCAACAACUCAACAAUCACACCCAGUGGCAGCUUCGGGGCGCCGAAGCUUACGGGCUUUGCCAUUGCCAGCAAGAAGCGAAACCGCGAUUUCCACACCUUUUUCAAGAGCGUCCCCGAUGACGACUACCUCAUCGAAGACUACAGCUGUGCUCUGCAGAGAGAGAUUCUCGCGCACGGCAGGCUGUACGUUUCCGAGGGGCAUCUUUGCUUCAGCAGCAAUAUCCUUGGUUGGACGACGACUCUAGUCAUGAGUUUUGACGAGAUUGUGUCUGUGGAGAAGAGGAGCACCGCCCUGGUUUUCAAAAACGGGCUCAUGAUUUCAACGCUUCACGCCAAACAUAUAUUUGCCAGCUUCACUAGCAGAGACGCAACGUACGACCUCAUCGUCAACAUUUGGAAACUUGGACAUCCGACCUUGAGGAGCACUCUGAACGGCGUGAGGCUUGAGGGCACUGGAGGUGACAAGACGGAAAAGGUUGAUGGCAACGAAGUUGCUGGUGGGGCAGGUGAUCCCCAAGAAAUUGCCUCGGAAUCCGAAGACGACAGCGAAGGAGAUGACGAGGAGGAAGACUUUUACGACGAAGAGGAGAACGACGAGAUCCCCGACACACAGGCGACGGAGGUCAGUGGUGUAGAGGCCGACGCGGAAAAGCCUGGUCUCAGAAAGGCGUCAACCAUGACCGUCCAGAACGGCCUUCCUGCUGAGCCUCCAAAGGAAACAUCGUCCCCUCCAGGAGGCUCAGUCGAUUUCCCAGGCCCUGCGACUCAUCCACCCACAGACUGCGGCGACUCGGCUAGCCAUUACGACAAGAUUGUUGGUGACGACAUCAUCGCCGCCCCCUUGGGUAAGGUGUACAACCUCAUGUUUGGGCCGGCAUCCGUUGCGUGGAUGACAAAAUGGCUGGCAGGGGAUCAAAAAUGCACCGAAAUACAGAUGGAUGAUAAGAAGGGCUUGAGUUUGGAUAACAAGACGCGGACCUACUCGUACAUCAAGCCCUUGUAUGCGUCAAUCGGGCCCAAACAGACCAAAUGCAUCGUGUCGGAGACUGUCGACAACAUCGAUUUGGACAGAGCGGUUAACGUCAGCGCCUCAACGCAAACUCCGGAUGUGCCCAGCGGAAACGUGUUCUCCGUCAAGACGAGAUUCUGCCUGUCUUGGGCAGAGAACAACACCACCCGCGUCCAGGUCAACUGCACAACUGAAUGGACUGGAAAGAGUUGGCUGAAAGGUCCCAUCGAAAAGGGUGCUGUUGACGGCCAGACACAACACUGCAAAGACUUGUUUGCAGCGCUCAAGGCUGCAGCAUCUUCUCGCCCGCGGGCAGGCACGGGUCCCAACGGGCCGGCUCGGGCAAAGAGAAAGCUUAAGAGGAGCAAGGCUCUGCAGUUGACUGAUGGCAGCGUGGAGGGCAAAAUGGAGACAAAGAGGGCGGCAAAGCAGGAUUGGGGCCUAUUCGAACCGGUCAGGGGCCUGGUCGAACCCUGCGCUGACCUGGUUCAGCCCGUGCUCACGGGCAACGUCAUGUACGGGCUGCUCGUGGGCUUGCUCGUCGCCAUGUGGUUUGGAUUCGGCUCCUCACCGAGGAAGAAUGUGUCGCCAUACGGACCCGAAGUCGGUUUCUACAGUGCCAGCCGUCUGGCAGCGUACGAGGAACUCUGGCGUCGCGAGGACAGUGAGCUAUGGGAGUGGCUCGACGAGCGUGUCGGGCUCGACCGCUUACACUCGGACGGCCCCGUUACUCGAAAGAGGCAUUUCGAGCCACGAACUGUGGAAGAGAAGCUGCGCGAAGAACGAAUCGACGAGAGAGAGGUCGAAGAGGCGAUACGAGUGACGGAAGAGAAACUGAGGGUUCUGAGGGAGGUGGUUGGCAAGCCUGCACAAAGCCGGGACGAGAGCGGUCGAUGA